CACAUUCCUUCCUCCUUUCCUUUCACCCUUUCCGGCGGCGGCGGCCCGAUGCGACCAAAUUCCCCCCAUUCUCUCUCUCCUCCCACCUCGUCCGUCCUCGCUCGCGCGAUUCCUUUUCCUCUCUCUCGCUUGCCAAAAGCGGAGCAACCAAGGGGAGGAAGGGGGAGCGGGCGAGGGAAAGCGGGUUGGCUCCUUCCCCGUUCCGGAUUGAUCGCGAGAAAUAAAUGCGCUAUGCAAUAGAUAUCUGAAGCAAGUAAAGAUAUACCAUCUCACUCUGUUAUACAGUUUUGUUAGCACACUGAUGGCUGAGGUGUUUGCAUGACAUCCUCUUUGAGCUUAUAUGGGAGCAGUGGCUGUAUUGGUAAUUUAAACAAAUCUCAGUCACUUCAAGAUUCUAAGCUGAAAGGAUCUUUAAGAAAGAGGUCCCGGUAUUCAUCUACUGGAAGCAGAAGGCGAUGGCAAUCGGGUCAAGAUGCAAUGGAGAACAAUGUUAGCAUAUCAGUUUCUCUUGAGGGGAAUAUCUCAUCGAUUCCGAACUCAAUAGUCAACGACUCUAAAAUCUCUAUGGAAAACGGGAUAGAUACAUCAUUUAUCAACCAUGCUGCUAUAACAUGGGCUGAGAUGAGAAGGCAAUGGGUUGGACAUCAGGCAGAAGUUCCCAAAAAGGCACCUCGGGAGCCAGUAAUAAGUUGGUGCACAACAUAUGAUGAUCUCUUGUCGACAAGCGAACGUUUUCCACAGCCAAUCCCACUAUCUGAGAUGGUUGAUUUUUUGGUCGACAUAUGGCAUGAAGAAGGGCUCUAUGAUUAGCUGACCCUUGGCUUUCUUUUAACCUUACUGUUAGAAAAUUCAUCACCUUUCUCCCCACAAGAUGUAAUCUCCAUAAGAAGCUAGCAACUACGGACUUGUUGCUUAAUUAGUUCCAACAUUUGGAAUUGGAAGACUGAAUUGAAAAGGAACUGCAGUUGGGUUGGUAUAGUUUCUGAUAUUUGGACAUUAGCUGUCAGCUUUGUCGCUUCUUGCUGAAGGACACACUCGAUGGCCUGUCAAACUGAAAUGAAUGGUUGUUUAUAUGGAUAGAAAGGGGGAAGGGGCUUCUGUAAGACGAUCAUUGUGAUGUUAUUGAAGAGUCGAUGUUUUGUCAACA
This is a messenger RNA of Panicum virgatum (switchgrass), 1147 nucleotides long. RefSeq lists its product as uncharacterized. Bases 319 to 810 code for a protein of 163 amino acids. The record is from RefSeq and is a predicted model, not a curated record. The transcript has 6 exons. NCBI's taxonomy places the organism in Eukaryota, Viridiplantae, Streptophyta, Magnoliopsida, Poales, Poaceae.